AUGAAGGCAGCAGACAAACUGUCGGAGAUCGCAGAGAUAGCCGACCAGAAGGAGCGCACCAGCGCAUACGCGCGCUUUCUCACUGAGCUGAUUUCGAACGUCGAUGGGGACGGGAUACGCGACCUCAUCGAGCACAUUCUCUCGGAUGCCGUUCCCCUGGUCGUGUCCCGGCAGAUCAUGCUUCAGCUUGCGGAAGGGCUUCGGCACCUGACACCCGACCUUCACAAGAGGUUUGCAGAGUAUUGUCUGGAACAGGUUCAGGCCAGAGCUAUCAGCUUCGAAGAGUCAGCGGCCACAAUACGGGAAAAUUUGUCUGCACUGCACGAACAAGAACGAAGCUGGUCGAAAGCGGCACAGGUUCUGGCGGGAAUCGACCUUGAGUCCGGCACGAGGGUUCUUGACCACGAGUACAAGCUCGGGAGGUACGUACGGAUCGCAUUACUGUACCUCGAGGAUGGCGACACCACGUCGGCGGAGUCGUACAUCAAACGGGCCUCUCCUCUCCUCGGCCACUGCAAAGACAAGAAUCUCGAGAUCAAGUACAAGACGUGCUACGCGCGCGUGCUGGACUCGAAGCGGAGAUUCCUGGAAGCGGCCACCCGGUACUGCGAACUUUCUCAGACGAGUGGCGUUGUUGAGGACCAUGAUCCUGUAGCAGCUCUAGCAGCGGCGGUCACGUGCACCAUCCUCGCGCCAGCUGGACCACAGCGGUCGAGAUUGCUGGCGACGCUUUUCAAGGACGAGAGAUGCCAGAGUCUACCUUCGUUCACGAUUCUGGAGAAGGUCUUCUUUGAGCGCAUAUUGAGCCGCGCCGAGGUGGACACCUUCGCUGCCACCUUGAAAACUGAUCAGACCUCACGGACCCCCGACGGCACGUCCGUUCUCGAUCAAGCAGUGCUCGAGCACAACGUGCAGGCGUGCAGCAAGCUGUACGCGAAUAUCUCGUCCAAUCAGCUCGGAUCGAUUCUGGGCGUCGAAGCGUCGCGAGCAGAGGAGAUUGUCGGGGGCAUGAUCUCUGAAGGCAGGCUGUCGGGCCAUAUCGACCAGGUUGGGGGGGCCGUGGUUUUCACGGACUUGGACUCCAGGAAAGCGUACAUACAGCAUGUGGAGGGUGCCUGCAACGCGCUCAACAGGAUCGUUGAGAUGCUGCACGUGCAAUGA
Pedinophyceae sp. YPF-701 is the source of this 1161-nucleotide messenger RNA. Lineage: Eukaryota; Viridiplantae; Chlorophyta; Pedinophyceae. The record is from the annotation of a GenBank genome assembly.